Chelonia mydas (Green sea turtle) is the source of this 691-nucleotide messenger RNA. Its product is annotated as phospholipase A2 inhibitor and Ly6/PLAUR domain-containing protein. Gene Ontology annotation, molecular function: phospholipase inhibitor activity. The record is from RefSeq and is a predicted model, not a curated record. NCBI's taxonomy places the organism in Eukaryota, Metazoa, Chordata, Testudines, Cheloniidae. Gene Ontology annotation, cellular component: extracellular region.
CAUAAAUCCCCUGGCCAGAGAUUUGGCUGCAUCAGAGACCCCAGCACUGAUCUAUUGCUUCCCCAUCACCAUGGAGGCUUCUCUUGCCGCCUGCAUCCUCACUGCUCUCCUGGCGACGGGGGCCUGUCUGCAGUGUGUUUGCUUCGGCCUAGGAACCAGCUGCACGGGCGACCUGGAGGCCUGCGCCGCUGGGGAAGAUUCCUGUGGCAUCGCUGUGACAGCAUCCACAGUGGGAAUUAAGACCCAGAGCAUUCUCAAGGGCUGUAUGCCAUCGAGUCAAUGUAAAGCCAGCCCCUUCUCUGUGAAUUUUGGGACGGGAAUGAGAACACAGACAAGCUUUGCCUGCUGCAUGGGAGACUCCCGCAGAACAGCCACCGUCACAGUGCCCCCGGCCGACCCCAAACCCAGUGGCCGGCGCUGCCCAGCCAGCUUUGCUGUGUUUGCUGAUCAGUGCAGUGAGAAGACCAUACAGUGCACUGGAGACGAGACCCUAACAACUGGUGGAAAUCCGGUGCAGAUGGCGAUGGAGGGCUGCGCUUCCGAGUCCGUCUGCGGCCAGCUAAAAGUGGGUUCGUCGACCUUCGCAGGCAUCAGUGCAAGUCAAACCAGGGCCAAAUGCACAGCGGCCUCCGGCGCGGCGGAUGGGGCACCAGGGCCAGGCGAGCUCCUGCUGCUGCAGCUUCUCUCCUGA